Molecule: messenger RNA, 4973 nt
Organism: Vitis riparia (riverbank grape)
Lineage: Eukaryota; Viridiplantae; Streptophyta; Magnoliopsida; Vitales; Vitaceae
Product: ABC transporter G family member 29-like
Exons: 22
Coding region: 213-4694 (1493 amino acids)
Cellular component (GO): membrane
Molecular function (GO): ABC-type transporter activity; ATP binding; ATP hydrolysis activity
Source: RefSeq, a predicted model, not a curated record
AUGGACUCCCCACUGAGCUCUCUCUUUACAAGAAGAGAAGAAGAGAGGGACAUUUUCAAGAGUUUGGGAAGGAGGAAAUACAGUCUUUACAACUCCAGAAAAGAGAAAACCAACUUCUUUCUCAUCCUACAAGAUCGGAAUCCAGCUUUGUCUCUUCUGUGAUUCAAGAAACCACACUAAUCCAUUGGUUUAGACGUUAGAAGAAGACGACAAUGGAUUUGGAGAGAUUCGGUUCUGGAAGACGAGUAAGCCGGAGCAGGAGCAGAGGGAGUUGGGGUGUGGAGGAUGUGUUCUCAGCUUCCCGGCGUUCUCGCCGGAGCAACCUCGACGACGACGAAGAGGCUCUAAGAUGGGCUGCUCUGGAGAAGCUGCCGACCUACGAUCGAUUAAGAACAAGUAUAAUAAAAUCUUUCGAGGACAACGAUCACAACAACCAAGGCAACAGAGUGGUGCACAAGGAAGUCGACGUGAGAAAACUCGACAUCAAUGAUCGACAAAACUUCAUCGACAGACUUUUCAAGGUUGCAGAAGAAGACAAUGAGAAGUUCUUGAAGAAGUUCAGAAAUCGUAUUGAUAAGGUGGGAAUUCGACUCCCAACAGUGGAAGUUAGGUUCGAGCAUUUGACGAUCGAAGCCGACUGCUACAUUGGCACCCGAGCUCUUCCAACCCUUCCAAACGCGGCCUUAAACAUCGCCGAGACGGGUCUGGGGCUACUCGGGAUCAGAUUAGCCAAGCAAACAAAACUUACCAUCCUAAAAGAUGCCUCGGGCAUUGUUAAACCGUCAAGGAUGACUCUUCUGUUAGGCCCACCAUCCUCUGGGAAGACGACACUACUGCUGGCCUUAGCCGGAAAAUUGGACUCCAGCUUAAAGGUCAGAGGGGAAGUGACUUAUAAUGGGCAUAGGCUCAAUGAAUUUGUGCCACAGAAGACAUCGGCAUACAUUAGCCAAAAUGAUGUUCACAUAGGAGAAAUGACUGUCAAAGAAACCCUAGAUUUCUCGGCUAGAUGCCAAGGAGUCGGGACUCGAUACGAGCUGCUGACUGAGCUUGCAAGAAGGGAGAAGGAGGCAGGCAUAGUCCCAGAGGCAGAGGUUGAUCUUUUCAUGAAGGCAACUGCAAUGGAAGGAGUGGAGAGCAGUCUCAUUACUGACUACACUCUAAGGAUACUAGGGCUUGAUAUAUGUCAGGACACCAUGGUUGGAGAUGAGAUGCAGCGCGGCAUAUCCGGAGGCCAAAAGAAGCGAGUAACCACUGGAGAGAUGAUUGUUGGGCCUACAAAAACGCUGUUUAUGGACGAGAUAUCAACUGGGCUGGACAGCUCUACUACAUUUCAGAUUGUGAAGUGCUUGCAGCAGAUUGUCCAUUUAACUGAGGCCACCAUCUUGAUGUCCCUACUCCAGCCUGCCCCUGAGACGUUCGAUCUCUUCGAUGAUAUUAUUCUCUUAUCGGAAGGCCAGAUCGUCUAUCAGGGCCCACGAGCGCACAUCCUUGAGUUCUUUGAGAGCUGUGGAUUCCGGUGCCCAGAGCGAAAAGGGACUGCUGAUUUCUUGCAAGAGGUUACCUCAAGGAAGGAUCAAGAGCAGUACUGGGCAGACAAAAGCAAGCCAUACAGAUACAUACCAGUCUCGGAGUUUGCAAACCGGUUCAAGAGCUUCCAUGUGGGAAUGAGGCUUGAGAAUGAGCUCUCGAUCCCCUAUGACAGGUCCCAGAGCCAUCAAGCAGCUCUAGUGUUCAAGAAAUACUCUGUCCCAAAAAUGGAGCUUCUCAAGACCUCAUUUGACAAGGAAUGGCUACUGAUCAAGAGAAACGCCUUUGUAUAUGUUUUCAAGACUGUCCAGAUUAUCAUAGUGGCACUCAUCGCAUCCACAGUGUUUUUAAGGACAAAAAUGCAUACAAGGAAUGAAGCAGAUGGUGCAUUAUAUGUUGGUGCACUUCUAUUCUCCAUGAUCAUCAACAUGUUCAAUGGUUUUUCUGAGCUCUCACUCACUAUUGUGAGGCUCCCAGUGUUUUACAAGCAGAGAGACCUUCUCUUCCAUCCAGCUUGGGUCUACACACUCCCAACUUUUCUGCUCCGAAUCCCGAUAUCGAUUUUUGAGUCCAUUGUUUGGAUGGUCAUAACUUAUUACACCAUUGGAUUUGCUCCUGAAGCUAGCAGGUUCUUCAAGCAACUACUGGUGGUGUUUCUGAUCCAACAAAUGGCUGCUGGGCUUUUUAGGCUCAUUGCUGGAGUCUGCAGGACUAUGAUCAUUGCCAACACUGGUGGAGCUCUGACUCUCCUCCUUGUCUUCUUGCUUGGAGGUUUCAUUGUUCCUUAUGGCGAAAUCCCAAAGUGGUGGAUAUGGGGUUAUUGGUCUUCCCCAUUGACAUAUGGUUUCAAUGCCCUUGCUGUAAAUGAGUUGUAUGCUCCCAGAUGGAUGAACAAACGGGCUUCGGAUAAUUCUACCAGAUUGGGAGACUCAGUGCUAGACGCUUUUGAUGUUUUCCAUGAUAAGAACUGGUUUUGGAUUGGGGCAGCAGCUCUUCUGGGGUUCGCCAUUCUCUUCAAUGUCCUCUUCACCUUCUCGCUUAUGUACCUAAAUCCCUUCGGAAAUCGACAGGCCAUAAUGUCAGAAGAAACAGCAACUGAGAUUGAAGCUGAGCAAGAGGAAUCCAAAGAAGAGCCCAGACUCAGGAGAAACAGUACAAAAAGAGAUUCCAUCCCCCGCUCAUUGUCUUCUUCUGAUGGGAACAAUUCAAGAGAAAUGGCUAUCAGGAGAAUGAACAGUCGGUUGAGCAGUUUAUCCAACGGCAACGGAAUGAGUAGGAGUGGUAAUGAAUCCCUGGAGGCCGCAAAUGGGGUUGCUCCCAAAAGAGGAAUGGUCCUUCCCUUCACUCCCCUCGCCAUGUCCUUUGACAAUGUGAACUACUAUGUGGACAUGCCACCAGAAAUGAAGGAGCAAGGAGUGACAGAGGACAGGCUCCAAUUACUUCGGGAUGUAACGGGUGCAUUCAGGCCUGGAGUCCUCACUGCACUGAUGGGAGUCAGUGGGGCAGGAAAGACAACACUGAUGGAUGUGCUUGCAGGAAGAAAAACCGGUGGCUACAUUGAAGGAGAUAUCAGAAUUUCUGGAUUCCCUAAGAAACAAGAAACCUUUGCUAGAAUUUCUGGAUACUGUGAACAAAGUGAUAUCCACUCCCCACAAGUAACUGUCCGAGAAUCCUUGAUUUUCUCAGCUUUUCUCCGACUCCCUAAAGAAGUCAGCAAGGAAGAAAAAAUGAUUUUUGUAGAUGAAGUGAUGGAACUGGUUGAGCUGGACAACCUCAAGGAUGCCAUAGUUGGGCUUCCAGGAAUCACAGGUUUAUCAACAGAACAGAGGAAGAGAUUGACAAUAGCAGUGGAACUUGUUGCCAAUCCCUCAAUCAUUUUCAUGGAUGAACCAACUUCGGGUCUUGACGCGAGGGCAGCUGCCAUUGUUAUGAGGACAGUGAGGAACACAGUGGACACUGGAAGAACUGUUGUCUGCACAAUCCAUCAGCCAAGCAUAGAUAUCUUCGAAGCCUUCGAUGAGCUGCUACUGAUGAAGAGAGGAGGGCAAGUGAUAUAUUCAGGACCUCUGGGCCGAAAUUCCCACAAGAUCAUUGAAUACUUUGAGGCGAUUCCCCAAGUCCCGAAAAUUAAAGAAAAGUAUAACCCAGCAACAUGGAUGCUGGAAGUGAGCUCAAUUGCUGCUGAGAUUAGGCUUGAAAUGGACUUUGCUGAGCACUACAAAUCAUCAUCCCUGUACCAGAGAAACAAGGCUCUGGUGAAGGAGUUGAGCACCCCACCACCAGGGGCAAAGGAUCUCUACUUCCUCACACAGUAUUCUCAGUCCAUAUGGGGACAAUUCAAAUCAUGCAUUUGGAAGCAGUGGUGGACUUACUGGAGAAGUCCUGACUACAACCUUGUCCGGUUCUCCUUCACCUUAGCUGCUGCCCUCCUGGUUGGGACAAUUUUCUGGAAAGUUGGCACCAAAAGGGAGAACACAAAUGAUUUGACUAUGAUCAUUGGUGCCAUGUAUGCUGCAGUCCUGUUUGUUGGUAUCAACAACUGCUCAACAGUCCAACCAAUUGUAGCGGUUGAAAGAACCGUGUUCUAUCGUGAAAGAGCUGCUGGGAUGUACUCUGCCAUGCCAUAUGCCAUGGCCCAGGUGGUUGCUGAAAUACCAUAUGUGUUUGUUCAAACCGCAUACUAUUCACUUAUAGUGUAUGCCUUGGUGAGCUUCCAAUGGACAGCGGCUAAAUUCUUCUGGUUCUUCUUCGUCAGCUUCUUCUCCUUCCUGUACUUCACAUACUAUGGAAUGAUGACUGUUUCCAUCACACCAAACCACCAAGUAGCAUCCAUAUUUGCAGCAGCUUUCUAUGCAGUCUUCAAUCUUUUCUCAGGCUUCUUCAUCCCCAGACCAAAAAUUCCCAAGUGGUGGAUCUGGUACUAUUGGAUUUGCCCAGUAGCAUGGACAGUUUACGGGCUGAUCGUAUCGCAAUAUGGAGACUUGGAGGACACAAUCAAGGUCGCAGGGAUGUCACCUGAUCCAACCAUUAAGUGGUAUGUACAAAACCAUUUUGGUUAUGAUCCAAACUUCAUGGCGCCAGUUGCUGUAGUUUUGGUUGGUUUUGGGGUAUUCUUUGCCUUCAUGUAUGCCUACUGCAUCAAGACAUUGAACUUCCAGAUGAGAUAGAAGUGAACAAGAUGCUUCUUCAAGCUGGGUUUUUUGCAGUAAAGGUGAUUGUUGUAAAUAUAUAUGUAAUUGAAGCCAUCCCACCUCUUGGAAAAUGGUGGCAAUUGUAUUAGGUUCUGAGCAUGGAUACACUAUACAUAUAUAUUAAAUGAGUAGAAGAUAAUGAAGGAAAUUUUAGUGAAUCAAUUUUGAUGUUUAGUAGAUAUAUAAAUCUGGUAAAUGUAAAGAGUUCUUGGAUCUUGUUUACUUAAUGAGAUUUGUUGUGUUGUUAACAUCAAA